AUACAAGUUCUUCCCACCUUGGCACUCUCAGUAUCUUGCCAAGAGUCCUCCCUGACCGCCAGAAGUUCCACCUCACCAUCAAGAAAGGCCCUGGUCCAGGAUGUGCAAUCACAGGGCUGGGGAAGGUCAGCUCAGGGUCACAAGAAGCCUGAUGGGCAGGAAAGAGCAUGAAAACCCCAGCCAGCCUUACCUGUGUGGCUGGGAGGACUCACAGAAACCCUCUGUACCGCGUCAUGGGCCAAAGACACCGUCAUGCAAGGGGGUGAAGGCUCCACACCUGUCCCUGUCCUGGGCGUGGAAGCAGGACCGCGAGCAGUCUCUGGCAGCAGCCUAUGUGCCGGUUGUGGUGGACUCUAAGGGGCAGAAUCCGGACAAGCUCAGGUUCAAUUUCUACACCUCCCAGUACUCCAACUCCCUGAACCCCUUCUACACUUUGCAGAAGCCUACCUGUGGCUACCUGUACCGCCGGGACACUGACCACACCCGCAAGCGCUUUGAUGUGCCUCCUGCCAACUCGGUCUUGUGGCGCUCCUAAGCCUGAGCCAAACAGAAGCCCCUAACCCUUCACCCUCACCCCUGUGACCUCAGGUCCCCAAGGGGAAGGGCUGCUCACUGCAGGAGGAGCGACCUGUGUUCAGGCUAAGACAGCUGUGCCAUGCCCACCUACUGACAAUGAUAAAGGGAGGUCUCUCUUCUCAGCAGCA
Pongo pygmaeus (Bornean orangutan) is the source of this 704-nucleotide messenger RNA. It is a transcript of the gene CIMIP3, whose product is annotated as ciliary microtubule inner protein 3. Bases 101 to 535 code for a protein of 144 amino acids. The record is from RefSeq and is a predicted model, not a curated record. NCBI's taxonomy places the organism in Eukaryota, Metazoa, Chordata, Mammalia, Primates, Hominidae. The transcript has 2 exons.